CAACACCGCUUUUGGCACCAUUGACGCCGCCCUCAUGUCCUUCGACGGAUCCACGACGCGUCGCAAUCGCUUCCUGGCGCGAUGACCGCACAGUUUCGCAGCACUCCACGACUCACCGCCAUCCCCGCAUCGCAGAACACCGCACCCGUCACCGAAUUCCGAUGCCUCUUCACGCACGAUGUACGCCGGAAACAGAAGCGCUGGCAAGAUGGCUACCUCAAGUUCCACACCUUCAAUAACCGUGUCAUGGUCUAUGACACGUCGAGGAAUUUUCUGGGCGAUACAUACUGGAAGGAGAGCAAUGAGGUCCAAGAAGGCGACGCGCUCACGCUCGACAAGGGAGUCAUGGUGGAGGUAGCAGAUGCAAUAGGCGUUACGCAGACGGACUUGACACCGCUCUUUGAGAAGAAGACGAAGGAGUCACCCCAGAGAAGCAAUGCCGCACCCGCACAGCGACCGCCGUCCAAGCCCGCCCUUCCUGCGAAUAACCCCCUCCGAGCCGGCUCUCAGUUGCGCCACAAAUCUCUAAAUACCCUGCUUGGGACACCCAGAGGCCCAAUUGGCAAGGCAGUGCCUAUAAAGUCGCCAUUCGAGACAAAGCAACGCAAGGAGAACCGCUUUGCGGACGAGAGGGCCACCAAGAGGCAGAGGCUGUCCCAUGAGCCUACACAUCAGACAGCAUCUAGUCCAGUGAGAGAUGACGAUGCCGCACCGAAAACAAAUCUGCCACUGUGGGCGCGGACAUCGGAUGCGAAGGUCGCCCGGGCACCGCCGAAACCAAUACGUCGCGGUGCUGCAGUCAUCGCUCUGGACUCUGAGACCGACAAUAUCUCAUCCGACAUCACCCUGCCAAGCACUCCUCCCGGAAUGAGCAAACCGAGGCCUAAGCCUAAAGCUACUUCGGCAUCACUCAGCGACCAGGAAGUGGUAAGACAACCUCGCCCUCAUACGACUCCCAAGUUGCCAAAAGGCAAGGUACCUGUUCCUCAGGUCAAGGCACAAGAGACGCCUCGACCACCGCCACAACCAUCGUCCCCGCCCGUCAGUGCUUCAAAUCGUCUUUCCAAUGUCGACUUUGCCGUCCAGCCUGUACGGCAAAUGCAAAAGGCGCCGCAGCAGGAAUCGCGGAAGCAACCAUUAAAUGAACCGCAAAAGGAGCUGUCUCCGUCUCAGUCGCCGCCUCGAAACCCUAAAGCAAGGUCUCUACGUUUAGCCGCGGGUGUCAAACGCGGGAUCUUGCUAUGUCAAGCAGUGCCCCGACCGCGCGCGAAGGCACCGCCCACUGAGCCGAUAGCGCGCCCGUUGAAAGUGGGGGCGAAGGCAAAGAAGAAUCAUGUUGGCAGGCCAUCAACAGAUGAUCCUAUUUCCUUGCUCACAGAUGACGACGUCUUUGAGUUGCAGAAUGAUCCAUCGGGAUCUAGGGCCCUCUCCAAUGAGGCGAAGGAUCAGCAGACACCAUCAGCAGCUACAAUGGGAGAAUCGGAGGAUGUUGGAGUCGCGCAACACUCACCCAACCCAUCAUUCGAUGCGUUCGACGAUUUGGAACUUAUACACGGCCUCAUGGAUCAACAGUUGAUAGUCACGCCGCCCCCUCCAAGACCAAUGUCUUCGCCACCACCGGAGGCAGCAGACCUAACGCCAGCUCCGGCUAAGAAAGCAUCCAGCAGGAAGAAGAGAGGACAUGAGGAGCUACCAGCUGUGGAUCCUGUACCAAAAACUAAGAAGCCCAAAGCGGCGGUGGCGAAAGAACCCUCAGAGAAGCCGCAACCAAAGAAGAAACGAGCCCAAAAAUCGCAAGCCCCUCGGAAAGGCUCACCUACUGUUGUACCUGCCGAAGCGCCUGCAAAGCAGCGACGGCAAGACGAACCCAUAUCGCUCAUAGAACCAUCAGAAGAACCCUCGCGCGACAUAUCCACCUCUAUGUCUCCUAAAAAGGUCGCCCUCUCCACAGGCGGCUUCCAGAAGAAAGGCAAGCGUGCUCAACCCGGUCCCGUCAAUGCCGAAGCCCCCGGACCGCGACCUAUCACUAUCGCAUUACCACCGCAUCCACUUCGCGCAAACAAAUCCGGGCCCUUAAUGAGCACUACUGAGCUCUCCGCUCUUCUACAAAAAACCCAUAAACCCGUCAGGGUUGAGGACGACCCGAUUGAGGAUGGCACACAAGCAGACAAGAACCUUUCGCCAAAUAGGAGUUUCCGGCGCUCCAGGAGUGAGAAUGACGCUCCAAUACCGUCCACGAGCGACGACUGGGCAAAACGCAAUCUACCCAAGGCGUCUAAAUCCGAUAACGAUGCCACUACCGCUGUGCAAGCACACCCAGAACCUCCGAAACCAAAGGCUGGCGGGUUAGCGGCCUUGAUCAAGAAGACAGAUCCACGGCGCAAAUUCCAGCGGACACAGAGCCUGAAUGUGAAUACAAACGUGCCUACGGUUGAGGAAGUGGAAGUGGUAACACCACCAGCGGAUGAUGAUGUUGGACCGUGGAGUACGGAGGCUUUUGACCUAUUCGAUUGGAGACCACCGGCGAAGGGAGACGAGGAUGCGGGCAUUGGAUUAUUUGUCGACAAGAGGUAGCUGAUCUGUGGACGCACCGAAGGUGCUCCUAGACGACACGAUUGAA
Trematosphaeria pertusa is the source of this 2620-nucleotide messenger RNA. RefSeq lists its product as uncharacterized. The record is from RefSeq and is a predicted model, not a curated record. NCBI's taxonomy places the organism in Eukaryota, Fungi, Ascomycota, Dothideomycetes, Pleosporales, Trematosphaeriaceae. Gene Ontology annotation, cellular component: site of double-strand break; nucleus. The transcript has a single exon. The coding region runs from base 82 to 2574 and encodes 830 amino acids. Gene Ontology annotation, biological process: double-strand break repair.